Gastrolobium bilobum is the source of this 1869-nucleotide messenger RNA. RefSeq names its product serine/threonine/tyrosine-protein kinase HT1-like. Gene Ontology annotation, molecular function: protein kinase activity; ATP binding. The record is from RefSeq and is a predicted model, not a curated record. Lineage: Eukaryota; Viridiplantae; Streptophyta; Magnoliopsida; Fabales; Fabaceae. The transcript has 3 exons. Gene Ontology annotation, biological process: protein phosphorylation. Bases 764 to 1828 code for a protein of 354 amino acids.
ACUUCUUUGCAUUUUCCCUUUUCAGUUUUCACUGCUCACCUGAGACACCCACCAUCUUCUAUGUUCCUGCUCCUACACCAUCCAACGUUAACUUUACCACUCUCUCCCUUCCCAUCUUCAACUUCAAUUCCUUGCCAAUUUUUCUGCCUUCUCUCUCUCUCUCUCUCUUCCACUUUCAAAUCACCCCCCAACGUAUCUUUGCCCCUGCGGCACCUCUUCUAAACAUUUUUCGUUUCAUGAAAACCCCUCAAGUGGGAGGUUUUCCUUUGUCCUAGGUUGUUUUGUUUUGUUUUGAAUUUCUUAGAUUUCUUUUUAGGAUUUAUUAACAAAAGGGCUCAAAUCUCUGUUUUCUUCUAUCUUUUUUUACACCACAAAACUGUUCUCGUUUUGGACUUUUGGGUGGUGUCAGUAAGUGAAGGAAAAUGCCAAAGAUCAUUGUGAUUUCAUUUGUUUCGUUGUUUACUAAGGAAUAAUUAUAAUAUAAUUCUGUUUCACACAAUUAAAAACAGGAGGAAGAGAUGGUUUCUUUCUUCUUCUUCUUUUCUCCUUUUUUUUCCAAAUGCAAUAGGUAAGGAGAGUUAUUCAAAAUGUAGCUUCCUCAGUAACUAUUUCAAGCUAUGAAAACCAAGGUUUUCCCAACUGGGUAUUAUGCAAAUGGUGCAUUUGUUUAAAACUACAGUCUAGUUUUUGGGAUCUGCAUUGGGUUCAAGGGUCUUUACAGGGUUGAAAAUCUGAUGAUUUUGAUAAGAAUAAGCUCUUAACAAUGAAGAAAUUUUACUGGUUUAAAGAAAUCUCUAACAACGUGAGGUCAGGUAGAAGGCUUUCUCUAGGGGAAUACAAGCAAGCAGUGUCAUGGUCCAAGUAUCUGGUCUCCUCGGGAGCAGCCAUAAAGGGAGAAGGAGAAGAAGAAUGGAGUGCUGAUAUGUCUCAGUUAUUCAUUGGGUCCAAAUUUGCUUCUGGAAGGCAUAGCAGGAUAUACAGAGGCAUCUAUAAGCGCAUGGAUGUGGCUAUUAAACUGGUAAGUGAACCAGAGGAGGAUGAGGACUUGGCUGUUUUGCUUGACAAGCAAUUUACUUCCGAGGUUUCUUUGCUGUUACGAUUGCGCCAUCCAAAUAUCAUUACUUUUGUUGCAGCUUGCAAGAAACCUCCUGUAUUCUGUAUAAUUACUGAAUAUUUGGCUGGGGGCUCGCUGAGAAAUUACCUGCAUCAGCAAGGACCACAUUCACUUCCUCUCGAACUUGCUCUGAAAUUAGCCUUAGACAUUGCACGAGGAAUGCAAUAUCUUCAUUCUCAGGGUAUACUUCAUAGGGAUCUCAAAUCAGAAAAUCUGCUGUUGGGGGAAGAUAUGUGUGUAAAAGUAGCAGAUUUUGGGAUAUCAUGCUUAGAAUCCCAGUGUGGCAGUGUGAAAGGAUUUACAGGAACUUACCGUUGGAUGGCACCUGAAAUGAUCAAAGAAAAGCGUCAUACCAAGAAAGUAGAUGUCUAUAGUUUUGGCAUAGUUCUAUGGGAGCUUUUAACAGGACUUACACCAUUUGACAACAUGACACCAGAGCAGGCAGCAUUUGCAGUGACCCACAAGAAUGCAAGGCCUCCGUUACCAUGUGACUGUCCACGGGCAUUUGGUUAUCUCAUCAACAGAUGCUGGUCAAGCAAUCCAGAUAAACGGCCACAUUUUGAUGAGAUUGUCUCACUUUUGGAGAGCUAUACUGAAUCACUUGAACAUGAUCCAGAAUUUUUCUCUACUUAUAAACCACGUCCAAGUAAUAUAAUUCUGAGAUGCUUACCAAAAUGUAAUGCUGGCCAUGAAUCUGCUUCUAACAAAGCUUAGAAUUCUGUUUUCAAUUAUAAGACAUGAAGAAUUAUAUUAUA